AUGGCGCCUGAGAAAGAAGCAGGCUUCUCCACACCAGGAGAAAGAAGCAGGCUUCUUCAUUCCUCUCGAUUCCUUCAGGAACUGGUGGAUGAAUUAGGGAUUUACAUGUUGUCUUAUGACACACCUGGGUAUGGCGAGAGUGAUCCAAACCCAAGUACGUCUGUCAAAAGCACUGCACAGGAUGUUGAAGAGCUCGCUGACCAAUUAGAGCUAGGUGAGAAGUUCUUUGUUACUGGAUUUCCUAUGGGAGGAGGAUUUGCUUGGGGCUGCCUGAAAUAUAUCCCUCACAGGCUUGCAGGUGUAGCAAUGGUAGCUCCAGCUUCCUACUACUGGUGGCAUAAUUUCCCAUCCAAUGUAUCUACUGAUGCUCUUAAUCAGCAGUUUGCUAGAGGGUGGAACACCCAAAAGUGGUUUCCCUCUUCAAGUGUUCUCGCUCACUCUCUUGAUAUCGCAUCUGGCCCUGACAAAGAGAUUUUACCCAAGAGACCUGCAAGAGAUCGCUUUGAAGCACAGGUGAGGCAGCAAGGACGGUAUGAAUAAGUGCACCAAGACUUGAGCGUUGGCUUUGGGCACUGGGAGUUUGUUGGGCGCAGAGUCACGCCCUCACGCCGCGGAAGCGAUAUCA
Asparagus officinalis (garden asparagus) is the source of this 625-nucleotide messenger RNA. RefSeq lists its product as uncharacterized. The record is from RefSeq and is a predicted model, not a curated record. Bases 1 to 540 code for a protein of 179 amino acids. The transcript has 5 exons. NCBI's taxonomy places the organism in Eukaryota, Viridiplantae, Streptophyta, Magnoliopsida, Asparagales, Asparagaceae.